CUUUCAUUGCUCUGAUUGGAUGGUCUAUUGAACUUCGAUCAUUGUGAAAUUUGACAGAAAAAUUAUUUGAUACUCCUGACAUGUUAAGUGUUCGUGGUUUUCACCGGUCAAAUACGAGUAUAAAAAUACUCCCAAAUUAUUGCCUCUUCACUCCUUUUGUCACGGAAGUCAAUGGAGAAAUAGUAAGGUUAUUGACUCUGGAAUUGCAGCCCAGCCAAGCAUUGUUGACCUGAGGAGGAACCCAAUUUGAGUCUUCCAUUUCUUCGUUUUGUGAUCCCCAUGUCUUCUCUCAUCCCUUCACUCUUAUCUUCCUUCAUCGUCUCAUUCUAUCGAUUGAUUGCCAGUCCAAAUCCUGUGUGCUAAGCACAUAUUCCAUCAUGUAUCAAUCCGAGGAAUCGUGCCGUUGCUUUUCACUCGUUGAGAUUCAAUUGGCGACCAACAACUUCGAUAAUGCUUUGGUCAUUGGGAAAGGCGGAUUCGGUAAGGUGUUUAAAGGAUUCAUUGACGGUGGAGCUACCACUGUCGCCAUUAAGCGAUCGAAUGCAGAGUCCAAACAAGGGGCAGCAGAGUUUUGGACUGAGAUCAAGACGCUUUCCAAUCUCCAGCACAGACAUCUCGUGACUCUGAUUGGCUACUCUAAUGAUUGCGAGGAGAUGAUACUUGUUUACGAAUACAUGGUCAAUGGGACGCUUGUUGAUCAUCUCUACAAAAAUAGUAGGAAAGGGAAUGGGAAUGAAAUUUAUCGGCUUACAUGGGAGGAUAGGCUCGAGAUUUGUAUUAGUGCCGCCCAAGGAUUGGACUACCUUCAUACGAAUACUGAGCAAGCUGUCAUACAUAGAGACGUGAAGAGCACAAACAUUCUAUUGGACGAGAAUUGGGUAGCUAAGAUUUCAGAUUUUGGGUUGUCGAAAAUGGUAAACAGAAGCCAUUCACAAACCCAUGUUAGUACAGAUGUUAAAGGCACAUUUGGUUAUUUAGAUCCAGCGUAUUUCUUGACCCGCACUACGCCAAAAUAG
Molecule: messenger RNA, 1016 nt
Organism: Camellia sinensis
Lineage: Eukaryota; Viridiplantae; Streptophyta; Magnoliopsida; Ericales; Theaceae
Source: RefSeq, a predicted model, not a curated record